AUGUUCAAUUCUGGCAGACCAGGUUCUGCAUCGAUUGGGAAUGGUGUAGGUGGUGGCUCGUUGUUCGGGCAGAACAAACCAGCCACGGGAGGACUAUUUUGUCAGGGAAAUCAGCAGGGUCAGAGUAAUGGAUUAUUUGGGCAGAGCAAUCCGCAAAACCAGACCAAUGGUGGCGCAUUCAACCAAGUUAAUCAACAAGGCUCUGGUGGUGGCUUAUUCGGCCAAAGCACACCAGGAAACAGCACAUUUGGUCAGAAUACUCAGGGAAACACCACGUUCGGCCAAAACACGCAGGGAACCAACACGUUCGGCCAAACCACACAGGGCAACAACACACUAGGCCAGAAUACUCAGGGUAAUAACGCAGGGGGUCUUUUCGGUCAGUCGAGCGGUUCCGGAGGGCUCUUCGGCACUUCAAACGCCGGUGCAAGAUCCGGAUCGGUUCCUGCGGCAAGCGGGCCUUUCGGGCAAAGUGCUCAAAACUCUGCUAAUCAGAAUUCUUCGGGUAGUCUCUUUGGGCAAACUACGAAUACAAAUACAAAUACGGGGUCCUCGGGUGGCUUGUUCGGUUCUAAACCCACAGGCCUCGGGACCUCUAAUACUGCACCCUCCGGCGGCUUGUUCGGAAACAACGCCACUGGCGGUCAGUUUGGAAAUAAGCCUAGUGGUACAGGACUCUUUGGGAGCGGUAACAAUAAUCCUGCACCAUCGGCCGCUGGAGGGCUCUUUGGAAACACUUCUUCUGCUAGCUCUGGAGGACUUUUUGGCAAUAAGCCCGCAAGCUCGUCGCUCUUCGGCAAUAGUGGCGCCAACAAUGCCAUGCAAUCUCAAAUGCAACUUCAGCCGGCCCUGCAAACAUUGGCACAACUGCCGGUCAAUCCAAUGACGAGAAUUGCAGACCUGCCGCCUCAAAUCCGCCAAGAAAUAGAACAAUUGGACCAAUACGUUCAAAGACAGGUGGCCAUCUCUCAACAUCUGAAAGCUGAUAAUGCAGACCACGCAGAGUUAAUCAGGUCAGUUCCCCGCGAUAUCAAAUAUCUACAGACGACAUAUUCAUUGACACACCAAUCACUGGCGCAGGAUUUGCGAAAAAUAACUGGGAUAAAAGAUAUCACAGACCAAAACAUGCUCGAUUCUCAAACUUUUUCUACCAUUUUGCAGCAACUCAUAACGCCUGGUUCCAAGAUCUCUUCGCUAGAGCUUGAUAAAUUUUUCCAAGAUAAAAUACAACUGUACAAGUCCAAGCUGGACGAGUAUUUCUACGUGCUUUCUGAUAUUGAAAGCGCUGUUCGCGGUAUAGAGCGAGAUAUGUUUGGUGCUACAUCUACGGACGGUGGGUCUGACUCCAACGGCGACAGUGUUGGCUGGAAAACAGGCAUCAAUGCUAUAGUAUCUACUGUACUGGAAGAAUUUGAGCUGUUCAUGGACAUGGCCGAACGAGUUGCAGGAUUGCACCAACAAGUGAAAGAAAUUACUGGCGGCCAAAAAGCCACCGUUAUGAAGGCAUAG
Molecule: messenger RNA, 1509 nt
Organism: Lachancea nothofagi CBS 11611
Lineage: Eukaryota; Fungi; Ascomycota; Saccharomycetes; Saccharomycetales; Saccharomycetaceae
Source: the annotation of a GenBank genome assembly